Messenger RNA from Ornithorhynchus anatinus (platypus), 3745 nucleotides. RefSeq names its product BMP/retinoic acid inducible neural specific 3 (gene BRINP3). The transcript is spliced from 8 exons. Gene Ontology annotation, biological process: positive regulation of neuron differentiation; negative regulation of mitotic cell cycle. The record is from RefSeq and is a predicted model, not a curated record. Lineage: Eukaryota; Metazoa; Chordata; Mammalia; Monotremata; Ornithorhynchidae. Bases 889 to 3147 code for a protein of 752 amino acids.
CCUCCUCGCCACUGGCUACUUCUCAGGGCAAAUGGCUUAAGACCCACUCAAGCUCACUGGGAUCGGGGGUGGGAACUGGUGUGUGUGUGUGUGUAUGUGUGUGUGUGUGUGUGUGUGGAGGGGAUCUGGUUCUGUUUGCUUGCGGGGGGUCUCUUCCACCUCCCCCCACCCAGGGGUUGCCCAUCAAGGGAUCCCCAAGUCCAAAGGCACUGAUGGAUCAUUAUCGGUCCAAGAGGGAAUGAUGGCAAAAAAGCGGGGAGGGUCCCCAGAGGGGCAGGAGUUGAGUUCUGGGCUUGGAUUCUCCUUGGAUCAUCCCCUCCCCUCUAAACCAUCCCUGCUGCUCUAUCUAGCAGGACGAAUACAGCCCCCCCUCUCUCUUUCUCUCUCACUAGUUCCUCUUUAUCGCCUUGUCUUCCCUACACCCUUUUACUUCUCUGGGCAGAUUUAUCUGAGGUCUGCUUGUUCUCUGGGUUUUCACCGCCUCUCUCUCUCUCUUUCUCCCUCCCACCCUCCCUCCUCCUGGGGAUGCGCAGUCUGUUAUUAUUCACUUCUUCCUGAGGAUCAUCACAAAUCCACUUUUUUUCUCCCCGUCCAUACGACCGUCCAGUGCUCUGUGGCUCUUUCUAUGUCAACUGGCUUUCACUUGGGUCGGUGCCACGAGGAGCUGCUGAAUAUCUGCUAGUUCCACCACCAUGCAGAUCACUUCUGUAGCUUGAUCCCGACCACCAUGGGACGGAUAUUUGAAAUCCGGAUACGUUUUGGCGCACAACCAUCUCGCUUCCUGAAUGUUCACCUGGUGUUGAGGGAAAGCUAAGAGAAUGAAGACUCUAAGUCCCCAGUGGAAACAUGAUAUGGUGAUGCAGUGCUGGUGCUGAAUUGUUCUCUCUGAUGGCUCUAUGGGAGUGGAUAGCACUGAGUCUUCAUUGCUGCGUUUUAGCCGCCACUGCUGUUUCGGAUCAGCAUGCCACAAGCCCCUUCGACUGGCUCCUCUCUGACAAGGGACCUUUCCAUCGCUCCCAGGAAUACACGGAUUUUGUGGACAGAAGCCGCCAGGGAUUUAGCACAAGAUACAAAAUUUACAGGGAGUUUGGCCGUUGGAAAGUAAACAACCUUGCUGUUGAAAGAAGAAAUUUCCUUGGCUCCCCUCUGCCUCUCGCCCCUGAAUUUUUCCGCAACAUAAGGCUCUUGGGUCGUCGACCAACUCUUCAGCAGAUCACGGAAAAUCUAAUCAAGAAAUAUGGGACCCACUUUCUACUAUCUGCUACGCUGGGAGGCGAGGAGUCCCUCACGAUUUUUGUGGACAAGCGGAAGCUGAGCAAGAAGUCAGAGGGAAGCAAUUCCAACAGCAACAGUUCUUCUGUAAGUCUGGAAACGCUGCAUCAGCUGGCUGCUUCCUACUUUAUCGACAGGGACAGCACCCUACGCCGACUUCACCACAUUCAAAUCGCGUCCACAGCCAUAAAGGUAACAGAAACCCGGACUGGUCCUCUUGGCUGCAGUAACUAUGACAACCUAGAUUCUGUCAGUUCUGUUUUGGUUCAGAGUCCUGAGAAUAAGAUUCAGUUGCAAGGCCUUCAAGUCAUCCUUCCAGACUAUCUGCAGGAACGAUUUGUGCAGGCCGCCCUGAGCUAUAUUGCCUGCAAUUCUGAGGGGGAGUUUAUCUGCAAAGACAAUGAUUGUUGGUGUCAGUGUGGCUCCAAAUUCCCAGAAUGCAAUUGUCCGUAUAUGGACAUUCAAGCCAUGGAAGAAAAUCUCCUUCGCAUAAGUGAGACCUGGAACACUUACAACAGUGACUUUGAGGAAUCAGAUGAAUUCAAGUUAUUUAUGAAAAGGCUACCUAUGACUUAUUUCCUCAACACAUCCAGCAUAAUGCAUUUGUGGACAAUGGAUUCUAAUUUCCAGCGUCGAUACGAGCAGUUGGAGAACAGCAUGAAACAACUUUUCCUAAAGGCACAGAAAAUUGUACACAAGCUCUUUAGCCUUAGUAAGAGGUGCCAUAAGCAACCUCUCAUCAGCCUGCCAAGACAAAGAUCUUCAACCUAUUGGCUCAACCGCAUCCAGUCUUUUCUCUAUUGCAAUGAGAACGGCCUCCUGGGCAGCUUUUCCGAAGAGACACACUCCUGCACCUGCCCAAACGACCAGGUGGCCUGCCAAGGGUUCCUGCCCUGCCUCGUCGGAGACGGGUCCGCCUGCCUGACCUGCGCCCCAGACAACCGCACCCGCUGUGGGAACUGCAACACGGGAUACAUGUUGAGCCAAGGGGCCUGCAAGCCGGAAGUGGCCGACUCCACCGAGCACUACAUCGGGUUCGAGACGGACCUGCAGGACCUGGAGAUGAAGUAUCUGCUGCAGAAGACCGACCGGAGGAUAGAGGUCCACGCCAUCUUCAUCAGCAACGACAUGCGUCUCAACAGCUGGUUCGACCCCUCGUGGCGCAAGCGCAUGCUCCUCACCCUGAAGAGCAACAAAUAUAAAUCCAGCCUCGUUCACAUGAUCCUGGGCCUCUCCCUGCAGAUCUGCCUGACGAAGAACAGCACCUUGGAGCCGGUGCUGGCAGUUUACGUCAAUCCUUUCGGGGGCAGCCACUCUGAGAGCUGGUUCAUGCCUGUCAACGAAAACUCUUUCCCAGACUGGGAGAGGACUAAGUUGGACUUACCCCUUCAGUGUUAUAACUGGACGCUGACUCUCGGGAACAAGUGGAAGACGUUUUUCGAAACGGUUCACAUCUACCUGAGGAGUCGCAUCAAGUCCAAUGGGCCCAACGGCAACGAAAGCAUCUACUACGAACCCCUGGAAUUUAUCGACCCUUCACGGAACCUGGGCUACAUGAAGAUCAACAACAUCCAAGUGUUCGGCUACAGCAUGCACUUUGACCCAGAAGCAAUCCGGGACUUGAUCUUACAGUUGGACUACCCCUAUACUCAGGGAUCCCAGGACUCAGCACUUUUGCAGCUGCUGGAGAUACGGGACCGUGUAAAUAAACUCUCUCCACCUGGUCAACGGCGUCUAGAUCUUUUCUCUUGCUUGCUCCGUCACAGACUCAAGCUGUCUACCAGUGAGGUGGUGAGGAUUCAAUCCGCUUUGCAGGCCUUUAAUGCCAAAUUGCCAAACACAAUGGAUUAUGACACAACCAAAUUAUGUAGUUAACCAUAAAUGUCAAGCACAACACAAAACCUUGAAGGAGUUUUUACAGUGCUUUUGUGGAACAGUUUAUGUUUGGAAGAGUACAUUUAAAUUGUCUUUUCAAUAUCUGUCUUAUAUCGGUCAAUAACGUUGGAUGGCAAUUUACACACAUGAACUUGCUGACAAUGAAUAUAUUAUACUUGCAGUUUUGGUUUAUGAAUGAAAUAAAUACUGACACCAGUCUAGAAGACAUUCUACUUUUUACAAUAAAUUUCAUUUGUAAUUUUAUAUGUUCCGUGGCACUGCUUUUGGUGCAUUACAUCCUCUAGAGGGAACAUAAAAGGAGACCAAUAAAAUUUUGUAGCUGAACAGUUAUUAAAAAGAAAUGCUGUGAGAUUCCUUUUUUUUUCUAUUAAGUUGAGUUCCCUUUUGAUAGAGUUCAGUUGAGAGCUGGAGGAAGGUUUUUAUUGUCAACCCAGGAAAGGUCCACCCCACUGAACUGAAUUGGAUUCUUCUGUAAAAUUUAUGGAUUUUCCCUAAGGGAAAACCAAACUGAUGCCUUUGAGUGUUUGUUACUUUUUUUUUUUUUCAAUCAGUAGCACCUUUACGUUUCUACAGUCUA